Messenger RNA from Vollenhovia emeryi, 461 nucleotides. RefSeq lists its product as uncharacterized. Bases 19 to 345 code for a protein of 108 amino acids. The record is from RefSeq and is a predicted model, not a curated record. Lineage: Eukaryota; Metazoa; Arthropoda; Insecta; Hymenoptera; Formicidae. The transcript has 2 exons.
GGAAGACGUUCGUCUUCGAUGAACGGCUGGGAAGGCAAAGGAAGCGGAGACGAAGACGCAGGUUCGCGAUCGACGCUGGGCGGCCCAGGACAACGUCACAGAUUCAAAACGAAGCUUAGGAAGAGCGCGGUACCGGAACUUGGCACGGUUCUCCCCUCGUCGCCGGCGGACGACUCCUCGUGGGCUGACUCAGAUCUUCCUGAAAUAAAGUCGCGCUGGACAGGUGAUCGGCGAGCGUCGAAAUUUUCGACCAACUUUGACGUAAUUGAGAAGGACGGCUGUGCGCGACGCUUGGGUACACAUCAACCUAGAGGGCAUUCUUUGCGACGUUGCAAGGCCAUGUAAAAAUAAUUAUUUCAAAUUUUAGAAUACUCGAAUUAACGACUGUAAUGACGAUUUUAAUUUAUGUAAUUAAAUAAAGUCGAACAUCGCAGACCUGCGGGUGCGUGAAAAAUGUAAAA